This is a messenger RNA of Morchella sextelata, 264 nucleotides long. RefSeq lists its product as uncharacterized. The transcript has 3 exons. NCBI's taxonomy places the organism in Eukaryota, Fungi, Ascomycota, Pezizomycetes, Pezizales, Morchellaceae. Bases 1 to 264 code for a protein of 87 amino acids. The record is from RefSeq and is a predicted model, not a curated record.
AUGGUCUUGAUCAUUGAACAUAGAUCCGACGGGGUGAGCGCGCGCGCGCGCUAUGGAAAUGAAACUGCGGCUUUGAUCUCGCGGCCUGUCCAAGGCAGCAACUCUAGGCCAGCCUCGACCACGACUCUCGGUGCCAGCAUGGAGUCUGGUGAGGAGGAAGAUGAGGAGCAGGAGGAGGAGUAUGGGGAGUAUGAGAAUGAGGAGGAGCAGACCGACGAGGGUGAGAUGAAGGCUCUUCGACUCUUCCUCGUCUCGACAGUUUGA